Molecule: messenger RNA, 1911 nt
Organism: Medioppia subpectinata
Lineage: Eukaryota; Metazoa; Arthropoda; Arachnida; Sarcoptiformes; Oppiidae
Source: the annotation of a GenBank genome assembly
AAAGUGAAUGUCGAAAUAAACACACAUUUAGUGUCGAAAUCAUGAAUACAUUCAAAGUGUUGGUCGAUAUAAACGACGAGAAGUUCUGUGUAUUCAUCCAAAGCGACCAUAAGAUCAUUCAAUUCAAGACAGUCUUCACUGCUAUCACCGCUCAGACCAAACACACGCUCAACGCCGACGACCACUCCUUUGAGAUCUUCGACACCGACUUCGAGGAAUGGGUUGUCGUCAACAAUUGCGAUCAGAUUAUUGACAAUUUGGCCAAAAUCCGGGUCCGACUCAAAGACAACAAACGCGAUGCCAAUCGUGCCUUCAAUGAGACAAAUAGCGUAUCGCAAGACUCGCAGACACUUCCCAAGAAUGUCAAUACUUUGGCCACAGUUAUGGCCGACGCGGGCGGAGAUCGGGUUUCGCUGACCAACACUAACAGCGAAGUAAACAAUAACGCAGUCAUUGAACAAAAGGCUCAACAAUUGAAUCCACUUCACAAUCAAUUGUCUCAACAGAAGCCGUGUCUGGAGAAGAAUUUGGUGGCGUUGGACAUCAAUUUUGAUAAUCUGAACAUCAAAUCAACGGAAAGCGCUUCCAAUGAGACGACUGACAAGAAGUCAAACAUCGAUCACAUAUUUUCUAAAAUGAAGAAAACUAUCAAUACUUUAAAAGAUGAGCGAAUGGUCGCCCAAAAAGCGGUCACCGAAACUGAUUUACUCAAUGGCAAUGUCUUAGACAAUGAGACAAUGGCUGAACCACAGGCUAUUGCCUCAAACAAUGGCAACUCUGCCAACAAAUGGCCCCCAAAUGCAGUCAAUUAUUUGGAUCUCACAAAGAGUCACAAUUACUGCUAUUCAUCCGAUUGUCUUCAUGUGAGUCAUAAGACAAUUGUCACUCAAUUCAGAAGACGUCCAGUGAUUGCCAUUCGCUACCAUCACAACGACUUUAAGGCCAUAGACUUACUGUUGGAGUUAUUGGAGAUAAACAGACGCUGUUUUGAAAGAAACUCUUCCAACGACUCGGAAAACAAUCCCAAAUGGAGGACAAUAUCGCAGCAAAUGAUAAACAAUGGAUUUGAGAACUGGUCUCCAGAGCAGUGCCGAAACGGCUUCCAUAAUGUCAUCGAAUUAUACAAAAAGACACUAAACAAAUGUCCCGAUUCUGAGACCGCAACUAAAGUGAAUCCAAUGUUUUCGGCACUCCAUUGGUUUGAUAUGAAAUAUUUGGUGAAUUUGUGUGAAUUCAAUCAAAUCCGAGAUCUGAGACAAGCGUUUAAAACGAAACCUCAUCACAAGUCCAAAGAGUACGGUCUGAUCGGCGCCAAAAAGUUUGGCUCAAAUAUGUCUCUUCUGUCCAAUAGUAAUGACAACAAGACUUGCAGUAAAUACGGCUCAAACGGAUCGCUGGCCUCAAACCAAACGAUUCCCAAAACCAAAACUAAAUACCAGACCAACAAAGAUAUCGUCGAAACCGUAAAACUGAAUAAAGUGACAAAUCUAAGCAAAAGUCGGAUCAACGAGUUUAAGACGUUAGCCAAUAGUGUGCAGACAAUAGUGGGUCAGUUCGGCCACUGCUCACGCGUUCACAACUUCUGGGAUUUGGUCGCCAAUCAGAUGAGAGCCAACGGCUACGACGACAGCGCACAAAACGCUCGCAAUAUAUUCACUGAAUUUGUCUGCGAUUAUUACGCUCUGGUUUUAAUCCGAUGUCCCGAUUAUAUGAACGCAACAGAAGUAUAUCCACUCUUUGCGUUCAUUCACGCCAUGGAUUUAAGCCAAUGUUUGAGUCAGUUUUCCUUCGAGAAGAUUAAGGAUUUGAGGGAUAAGUUUGCGGCAAAAAUGUAGUCAUUUUCUAGGCUUUUACAACUCAUCACAAUUGUAACACUCGUCUAACCUUUUUAUUAUUAUUGAGAUUUUUUAU